UGUCUCUCAGCAUUACAUUGCACUACACCCUAAACCCUUUUCUAAGAAUCAUCCCCUUCAUCUUCACCUUUCAUAAUAAUAUUUAACAUGUCCCUCAAAACCCUCCUCGUCGCCGCCUCGACCCUCGCGAUGGUGCGCGCCUCCCCCGCCGGCAAAAUGGUCAUCCGUGACUGGAUCGCCAGCGACGAGAUUGUCGGUUUCAACCAGACCGUGCCGGAUGAUCAGACGGGCGAUAUCUAUCUGGCGUAUCAGCCGUAUCUGAAGGUCGUGAAUGGCUGCGUGCCGUUUCCGGGUGUGGAUGCCGAGGGGAAUACCGACGCCGGCCUCGCCAUAACCGGCUCCUCAGACGGCGACUGCACCUCCAGCACCGGCCAAAUCUACGUCCGCUCCAACAUCUCCACCACCAGCACCAGCACCAGCACCUACCCAACAGCGCUCAUGUACUCCUGGUACAUGCCCAAAGACGAACCCAGCCCGGGAAUCGGCCACCGCCACGACUGGGAAGGUGUCAUCGUCUGGCUGGCCGACGGUUUGACCGUCUCCGCCGACAACAUCCUGGCCGUGUGUCCCUCCGCGCACGGCGGCUGGGACUGCUCCACGGACGGAUAUACCCUCGACGGCACGAAGCCGCUGAUCAAGUACGAGAGUGUCUGGCCGGUGGAUCAUUCGUGUGGGCUUACGACCACGGUCGGGGGCACCCAGCCGUUGGUUGCCUGGGAGAGUUUGACCACCGCUGCCAGGGACGCGUUGCAGACGGUCGAUUUUGAUAAGGCGAUUGUGCCGUUUAAGGAUGCCACGUGGGAGGAGAAUUUGGGGAAGGCCAGUUUUUAAGGGUUGAUUGU
Molecule: messenger RNA, 842 nt
Organism: Aspergillus heteromorphus CBS 117.55
Lineage: Eukaryota; Fungi; Ascomycota; Eurotiomycetes; Eurotiales; Aspergillaceae
Product: NPP1 family protein
Exons: 2
Coding region: 88-831 (247 amino acids)
Source: RefSeq, a predicted model, not a curated record